AUGAAACUCCACCACGUUUCUGUCAUUCCGCUAAUUCCCGAAGCGCCAACCUUGAAAGCAGCUCCACGGAACGGAGUAGAACGGCAGUUUACGCGCGCAGUGCUCCGAUUCAUGUCCUCCCCUGAGACGCGUCUGUGCGCCGCGACGGCGCCCAUGUGCGAGUCUCGCCGCCAUGCUCCUCGCCGCCGCGCUGCUCUACUCCGCCCGCCGCUGCCGCCAGUCCUCGGAUCGAUUUCCCAGCGCGCUCCUCCCCUCGCCUCGCGCGCACGCGCUUGA
Molecule: messenger RNA, 276 nt
Organism: Closterium sp. Yama58-4
Lineage: Eukaryota; Viridiplantae; Streptophyta; Zygnematophyceae; Desmidiales; Closteriaceae
Source: the annotation of a GenBank genome assembly